This is a messenger RNA of Talaromyces rugulosus, 1851 nucleotides long. RefSeq lists its product as uncharacterized. The coding region runs from base 1 to 1851 and encodes 616 amino acids. Lineage: Eukaryota; Fungi; Ascomycota; Eurotiomycetes; Eurotiales; Trichocomaceae. The transcript has 4 exons. The record is from RefSeq and is a predicted model, not a curated record. Gene Ontology annotation, cellular component: mitochondrion.
AUGCGUUCUUUUGCCGUGCUGUCCACAUGGCGCCGGCUUUGCUCCCGAAGCUGGCGCCAGUCGCAUUUGAUCUGCAACAGAUGCAACAGCACAACUUCCAAGCCUGCCCUCUUCAGAAUGCUAGAGGAUGGAUCUGAAGAACCCAUUAAGGAAGACGAUCUUUUUUCAUAUCAGCGCCACAGGUGGCUUCGCAAUGACCGAGAAGAACGGGACAUUCGAUACGUCAAGUUCAAUCUUGAUGCGUUGAUCUACCGAGUCCUGCGUAAAUGGAAGCCCAAACCCGGAAGAAAAAAAUGCAAGUUCAGCUCCCCUUCUUCAAACCGAGUACUGCUCAGUAAUCGACUGACAAUCACAGGUGUCAAAAUAACAAAGCUUCUGGAAGGAGAUAGCAACAAGACGUUACUUUUGACAAUGGACGACGGCGGCCAGGUCAUUGCACGUCUUCCCAACCCUAUUGCCGGGCCUUCUUACUUUACGGUUGCUUCUGAAGUAGCAACACGCAGGUUUAUCUCUUUGGCAAUGGACUCCAUUCCCAUACCGUACAUGUAUGACUGGGAUUUUCGGCACGAGAAUGACGUAGGUGCUGAAUGGAUCCUUGAAGACAGGGCUGUUGGACUACCGCUUCGCCAGUUUUGGUCCAAUAUGGACCGAGAAACACAGCGUUAUAUUGUCAAACAGGUUGUCGAUAUUGAAAAAAAACUCGGAGCGAUCAAAUUCCCACAUCACGGCGGCCUUUACCUCAGAAGAUACCUGACUGGUAGUGGCGUGCCCUCGAGCUCACUGAAAAGUUUAUAUAGCCUAAACAAUCUACCGAUGUCCCCAUCCGAAGAAGGCUAUAAUUCUCGGAAUGAUUUUAUUUUAGAUUUUGCGAUGGGUCCCUCGGUAGAUCGGGGACUUUACCACCGACGGAAAUUAAUGAAAGAACACCAUGGUCCAUUUCACUCUAUGUCUCACUAUGCCAAAUGUUUAGGCAGAAACGAGCGAAGAUUCGUACAGAAGAUGGGGUGGGAACGACCAAAUUAUUUUCAAUCGAUAAAAAAAAUCGAGGAUCCUCGGGAUAUCGCUAAACUGACUGCGCAAUUUUUAUCCGCUUAUCGGUGUGUUGGGGAAAAUGCUCCGAACGACCUAUCGACAAUUUCUCACCCUAACCUAACCCUUGAUAACAUAUUCAUCGACCCUAACAAUAUGAAAAUAACAUGCCUAACUGGAUGGCAAGGUACCGUGGUUUCGCCGCCGAUUCUGAAACCUCCAUACCCUCCUUUCUUGGACUCGAAGUUUGACACUCUAUCCAAGGAUGUGAAAGAAAAGCAUCCAAAAGAUCUCUAUCGCGAGUUAAUAAGCGAGGCCGACCCUGUUCGUUAUGACCGCAUAUACAAGAAUCCAAAGGAGUACCGCAUUUUCACUGCACCACUUUUGGCAAUCCGUCGUGCAUACGAAUCAGAGAACAUUUUCGAGUUACGGGAAUCUUUAAUCAACUUCAUCAAUUACUAUGGUCUCACAAGUGGGGAGAAAAGCCUCCGACAUGACAUUCGUCAAACACCCGAUGAACUUAAUAAACACGGGCAUGAAAUGUUGGCUCGGUCUGAGCUCCAAAUGACGUUUCAUUUGGUCCAAGAUGCCUACCGACUUAGCAGCACAGACUGCCCAGAUAUACCUCUUGAUGGCCGCGUGCGCGCAGAGGAUUUCGAGACAGCACAACGCUGGGCCAGAGACUACAAAAAUCACUACCUUGACCUUGCCGGCACGAAUAAAAACCGUUUAGCCUUGCACAAAAGGCUGUGGCCGUUGAAUGACUUGGAAGAGGAACCCGAGCAUCGUCCACUGGUUCGUCGGCUUCUGACAGGGAGGUAA